GCGGAUCGUACAGUUCGUCCCCUCUCAGCUUCCGUACGUCAUUGUUGACAACAGUCAUGGCGUCUUCAAUGUCACUUCUCGGUUUGGGACGUCUAUCUGCUUUCAACGCAGCUUCUAAACUCCUCCUGAAUCCUGUCAGGUCUACAAGCACAUCGGCGGCGAGGCUGGCAGAGAAAGCAGGACAAGACACGCAACUUAUCACAGUUGAUGAGAAAUUGGACAUCACCACUCUGAGCGGGGUCCCCGAGGAGCACAUCAAGACCCGCAGAGUUCACAUCUUUGUGCCCGCCAAGACCGCCAUGCAGUCCGGAGCCAACAGCACCAAGAAGUGGAAGAUGGACUUUGACACCCGGGAGCGCUGGGAGAACCCUCUGAUGGGCUGGGCCUCCACGGCCGAUCCUCUGUCCAACAUGGUGCUCAGUUUCUCCUCAAAGGAAGACGCCAUUGCUUUUGCAGAGAAAAAUGGUUGGAGCUACGAAGUGACGGAGAAGAGGACCUCCAAGCCCCGGGUGAAGUCCUACGGAGCCAACUUCUCCUGGGACAAGAGGACCAGGAGGUCCGCCAAGUAAACCAUCUGCUAGCUGACCUGCGUUUGUCCCGCGGCGGACCUGUAUCAUUCUUGUCAAUAAAUGCAUCAUUAUAUAUGUAGAAACUAAA
Molecule: messenger RNA, 657 nt
Organism: Salarias fasciatus (jewelled blenny)
Lineage: Eukaryota; Metazoa; Chordata; Actinopteri; Blenniiformes; Blenniidae
Gene: ndufs4
Product: NADH:ubiquinone oxidoreductase subunit S4
Exons: 5
Coding region: 57-569 (170 amino acids)
Biological process (GO): electron transport chain
Cellular component (GO): respiratory chain complex I
Source: RefSeq, a predicted model, not a curated record